AUGCCGAACCUAAAAUCCGAGGACUUCGCCUUCACUUACAGUCUCCGUGGCUACGAACUCAACGAAAAUGAAAAGUCACUCGUUGGCAAGGAGAUGCGCGUCAGGGUCUCCAGCAGGAAGUUCGAGACGAGCGACUGGUCAUGGGAGCGCGACUUGAAGCGAGAAUUCAAUCAAGACCUUCAAGGUCUCGAGACGCUCCACUGCGUUGGUCUACUCUUGCCAAAGUUUACCGACAACGACGCAAUGGAAUCAGCUAUAGCCAGCGACGAUGAUGAAGACGAAGAAUACGAGCCCACUCCGAAGAGGGGCAAAUAUACCGGCAGAGCUGCCAAGUUGACCCAGAAGAAGGGCGACUCCGUAUUGGCCAAAUUGAAGAGGGCAAGUGGUCCAGGCGAUGAAGGCAUCGAGAAGAACAAUCGGUCUUCAAUUCCCGUGGCUGCCAUAUACAGGAAGAAUUGGCGCUACUACGCUCUUGCUGUUUGUGAUGACUUUAAAAAGCCAAUUUUACGUGGAGAGAUCAUCAAGGGGAGCAAAGUCUUUUUCUUCCACCCUUAUCGUCAUGAACGAGCAGAUUUGGCUGUCCAUCGCCACGCAAAGUGGCGUAGAGUUAUGGAAAAGAGCUUAGGUAUCAAACCCGUGCCAACCGCAGAGCCAGUACUAGAGUCGCCCGAAGACAACAUGCUCGUCAACGACGAUAUGGGUGCAUUCCUGGCAAGUUCUGAUGCGGCAAAUGACGCAAAGUCUCAGGAGAAGAUGAAAAAACAUCAAUUGAUCCUAAACAAGCGGAUACAACAGGCCGAGAGCAAACGAUUGGAGUCAGAGAGGGGUUCAGAUUUGGAAUUAGAGCCGCUGUCCAACAAACGUGCAAAACGUUUCGGUUUGCCUGUCGACACCAGCCCUGUUUCCAGUCCAGAUAUCAGCAAUGGAGUCAACUACAACAUCGAAAUUGAGAAGCUAGGUGCGGAUGAAAAUCCCGCAGAUGAGAAACCCGUUGCAGUCAAGUACUCGAGUGUGGACAAAUAUCUUGCAGAUGAGUACUCGGGUGUGGAAAAGGUAAAAUCGUCUAUCAAGUCAUUUAAUAGCGCCAGCUCUAUUUCCAGUCCAGCGGCCAACAACACGUCCAAGUCCACCAUUGACAUCGAGGGCCCUGUUGUGGACGGAGUACAGUCGUCGGUCAAGUUACAUACCAACAACAUGGUCGACCACGGUACUGCUUUUAACCGGCAGCAGGCGGAUCGUACAAUGCUAGGAAAUAACCCUGCUAGCAGCUUCACCUUUCCCGAUGUUAGCAAUGCUUUUUCUACCAUUGAUGCGAACACUAACGACCGAAGCACACAGAGUGACUAUGGCGCUUCCAGAUGCGGCCGCGAAACCCCGGGGUCAAUGCUUAGCAUCAUAUCGGAAUGGGAAAAGCUAGUCGCAGACAACACAAGGCUUCGUCAGCGAGGACUUGACGAUGCUGACACAAUCCAGAGCCUCAAGCGCAAGGAAAUAGACCAUGCCAAGUCCGUACGCCUUUCGAAAAAGUUGAAGGCUGACAAUGAUACUUGGAGGGAGAGGAACGCGGAGCUCCAGAGCGCAUUGAAUGAGAUGGUCGACUACGAUGCCAUUAAAAAGGAAAAUACAGAGCUCAAACGUGAAUUGAACGAGAAGAGCGAACGGCUUGCUGAAUGGGACGCCAUGGCCAUCAAAAUGGCACCGCGCAAGUAG
Messenger RNA from Diaporthe amygdali, 1710 nucleotides. RefSeq lists its product as uncharacterized. The transcript has a single exon. The record is from RefSeq and is a predicted model, not a curated record. Lineage: Eukaryota; Fungi; Ascomycota; Sordariomycetes; Diaporthales; Diaporthaceae. Bases 1 to 1710 code for a protein of 569 amino acids.